GAACGUGAUCAGUCGACCAUCCGACUGCUCACUGUUUCGCUCGAGGAUGCAAACAAGGCCAAGCUUGCAGCAGAGAAAGACCGAGAUUUCGUCAGGGAACAGUACAUGAACGCGUCAGGAUACGUCACAACAGUGCGAAACGAGAACGCCGAGUUGGAGAAACGGGCGCAGAUUACUGAAAAACAAGCAACAGAGGGCGUCGCCCUUGUUCGUGCGACAUUUACUGAACGCAUCAGGUUUCUGGAAGAGGAUGUCAAAUCGUGGAGGCAGAUGGCGGACUUUGCUGUUGCUAAAGAUAGUCGGAUGAACGAUGAUAUCCGGCGGCGGGCGGCAGAGGCCCCUGAGUUGGAGUAUCGCAAUGAAAAGCUGAAGGAGGAAAUUGAGGAUCUCACUACGCAUAUUGGAGAAUUGAAUGGUGAGAUCGCCAAG
Molecule: messenger RNA, 429 nt
Organism: Desarmillaria tabescens
Lineage: Eukaryota; Fungi; Basidiomycota; Agaricomycetes; Agaricales; Physalacriaceae
Exons: 1
Source: RefSeq, a predicted model, not a curated record